AGCCAGCUGCGUUCAAAACACAGUGCCCUCAAUCCUCCCUGAUUUUCUGCUUCCUGCCUUGUUUUGCGCUUAUUUUUCCUCCCACUGGCCCCCUUUUUUUUGGAACAAUUGGCGCUUUUUUUAACUUUAACUUUUAUUUGCAGUUUCUAUAUAAUGCAGCUGCUUUCCUCUAUAUUCCUUACGAAACGCGUUUUGCUCCGAGAUUGUUUCCCCCCCAAACAGCAUCCUACUGUUGUCUGUUUGCUGGCUGCUUUCGGUGAACAUGGACUAAUUUAAAAGCCGUAUAAAUGCACCUGCCGUCGAGAAGAUACUCUGCUUUUGAAGUCGAAGAGGUGUGUGUGCCCUGGGUGAAGCCUGGCCUGUGCUGUGGUGGCGAUGAAGAAUCCAGGAGCAGCGGAGAGCCGCCGGCUGGUAGGCCUGCUGGAGGCCGCCCUGGUCAGGGAGGCUCGCCUCUGGAAGGUGCCAGUCUUCAAGAACGGAUGCAUCCAGGGUGCUGACAUCUCUUCCUCCCAACACCAAGAAAUGAUCCUCUGGCUCGGAGACAUGAGCCGACUGUUCCAGUUCUGUCCGGAGACCUUUGCCCUGGGAGUGUGUGUCCUCAACCGACUGCUGUCCACCGUCAAGGCUCAACCAAAAUACCUGAAAUGCAUCGCGUUUACCUCGCUGGUCCUGGCUGCCAAAAUCAAUGAGGAAGAUGAGGUAAUAGGUUCUGUCAGAGACCUGGUUGUGCAGAGCGGAUGCAACUUUUCGACAGCGGAGAUUCUUCGCAUGGAGAGGAUCAUUCUAGACAAGCUGCACUGGGACUUGUACACCGCAACACCGGUCGACUUCAUUCACAUAGUAAGUUAGAAUUCAGCAGACAGACAUGAACUUUUUUUGUUUUGUUUUGUUUUUUAAACUGGACCUGAACUAUCGGAGCGUCUCAUCGUGAGCUUAAAUGAUUCCAGGUCCUGGUCUUGCAUAAAAACACAAGCAGUACAAAAAGCACACAUCGAACCAUCAUGCUUGCAUCAUGUCUGCGACAAGAUGGUGUAUAGAAAGCCUCGCACCUCCCUCCUGCUGCCCCCACAAGAAAGAAUUGGUCCUACUAGAGAUUGUGCAUUCAUUCCAUUUGGCUCAAUGUGCCCAUUAUCGGUAUUAAUACAAACUCCAGUCAGUUCUGGUUGAAGUGAGUCCCUCCCACAAUCACAGAAGCAAAGAACAGAAAUAAAAGCCUGCCUCUAACCCUGCCUGAUUCAAGGUUUUGCGUUUGGUUAAUGCUGUCUGACUUUAACUGUGUUUUGUUAUCUUGGCACACUUUGCUCUGGAGCUGCAACAGUAAGUCAGAAAAUGAAUCUGCAACUGUUUUGAUAAUCUUUUUUUUUUCUCUUUUAACCAAAAAUGCCAAAUAUUUGCUCGUUUUUGCUUGCCAAAUGCAAGAAUUUGAUGCUUUUCAUUGUCACACAUGACUAUCUUUGGGUGUUAAAAAAAUAAAGUCAUCUUGUGCAGUGGAAACUCAAGCAACAGCCAAUUUUCACAAUUUUUUUUGACAAUUUGUAACCAAAAAUAUUCAGUAUAUUUCACAGAUGAAUGGAUAAUGAAAAAAAUUAUUCGUUUCAGACUUAUUUGGUCGUUUUCCUGAUCUAACAGAUGGAAAAAAAAAUCGUGUGUCGCAUUCUAAUGUGAAUAUUGGGCUUGAAUUUUUCAUAGAGGUCAACUCCAAGUUCUAACCCAAACCAGUUACCCACCAGUGUUUAUAUUAACUAAAAAACAGAGCCUCAUGAAACUCCUCUUAACAAUAUAAGACUGCAUUUGCAAGCUGCCAGCAAAAUAACAUGCGUGUUGCAUAUCAGGCCAAGGCACUUCUGACUAACUCUUACCUGCAGCCUUACUUUAAAAACCCUGCUGCCACCAGAAGGGGAGUUUGAAGUUCUGAAACCUUUUAAAUUGUCACCACAUUUUGAGUGAUUAGUGUAUCAAUAACAUGCUGUGGAUUGUUGAGAUUGUUCAGAAACACCCCCCCAUGCUGUGUGAUUCAGCUUCCAGCUUGGAUCUGUACACAGGAGUGUAAUCGUUAAACCCUCGCAACUCAUUGCCCGAGGCGGUAACCACUGACUGAACUGUCAACAAAUACACACACAUACACACAACAUCGUUUAGGUCCCCUCAUGCACUUGGGCCCAGGGCUGUAUUCAUAGCGCCUUUUAAUGAGAAGAGAUCUUAUCACGAAACGGUGUUGCUGAAAGUGAAUCGCUCAGCCACAGCUUCACUUCACAUGAAGAUAUGGGAGGCAGGUGUUUUCUUCUACAGACAGAGAGUCUUUUUAAAGCAAAAUAUAGCUACAUUUAACUGUAAAUGAAGAAGAAAUCGGAUGCUUUAUGAAUACAGCCCGAAAUUUUCUCGACAGAAACAUUGUAGGAUUUCUCCAUCGGCUUCAAAUCCAUCUUUAAAAUACAUCUGACAGUGAUUUAUUUUUUUUAAACGUAUUGAUCACAGUUGAUUUGUGAAGUAUUGUCAUGCAUUCUCAUCCCAGACCACAAGCAUUCCCAUCGAUAGAUAAAUAACAGCGCUAGAUUUGUGUGUGAGAUUAGUGGACUGAUUCUUAAAGCCACAAACCAUAAACUGUCACCAAAAAAAGCAGCUUGGCACAUUUGGACUGAACUGGGCUGAUUCCAAGUCCUCUGCAGAACUAAAAAAGGGCACUUUCCCUUCCUAAUCUGACUGAUAGUUGUGUCACAGGUUAACCGAGUGCAGAGUUGUUGUUAUAAUUAUCAUUAUUAGCGUGAAUCUAUAGAUUAUUGUCCCUAGCACUUCACUUUAGGUAUUACAAAAAAAUCCAAGACUUCCAAAAUAAAGAGACGUAAUGUAAUAAUAAAAACUAUAAUAAAAUAAAGACAUAUUUCUCUUUUUAUACUAUUCAAAUAAAUAUUUUUGUUUUCCAAAUAAAUACUUUGACCUAUACUGUAAAUA
This is a messenger RNA of Amphiprion ocellaris (clown anemonefish), 2949 nucleotides long. RefSeq names its product cyclin I family, member 2 (gene ccni2). NCBI's taxonomy places the organism in Eukaryota, Metazoa, Chordata, Actinopteri, Pomacentridae. The transcript is spliced from 5 exons. Gene Ontology annotation, biological process: regulation of cyclin-dependent protein serine/threonine kinase activity; mitotic cell cycle phase transition. The coding region runs from base 376 to 849 and encodes 157 amino acids. The record is from RefSeq and is a predicted model, not a curated record. Gene Ontology annotation, cellular component: nucleus; cyclin-dependent protein kinase holoenzyme complex; cytoplasm. Gene Ontology annotation, molecular function: cyclin-dependent protein serine/threonine kinase regulator activity.